AUGAACAAAGUUGGAUCGGCUCAUAAUGUGACCGUCUUCGGUUCGGGGGAAACCACAGUUGUCCUCGGCCAUGGUGUUUUCAGCAACCAGUCAGUAUGGAAGCACUUGGUCCCACACCUCGUGGACGACUACACUGUUAUUCUCUACGACAACAUGGGUGCUGGGACCACGGACCCCAACCUCUACGAUUUCAAGCGUUACUCAUGCAUCGAUGGCUACGUGGAAGAUUUAGUCGCCAUUUUGGACGAACUCAAAGUCGAGGGAUGCAUUUUCGUCGGGCACUCGCUGUCCCCUUUGGUGGCCGCCAUAGCCUCGAUUUCCAGGCCCAAACUGUUCAGUAAAGUGAUCAUGAUUUCCGCUACCCCGAGAAUGACAAACUCGAAGGACUACUACGGAGGCACCGACCAGGAAACGAUCGACCAUAUGAUGGCCACCUUCCAAAAGAAUCCAACAUCUUUCUACGCGGGCUUGGCCGAGCUGAUGGUGGGCGGCAGCCCGGACUCGGUGGCCGUGAAGGAGUUCAAAAGAACCCUCUUUAAGGAGCGGCCGGACAUUGCCUUACACAGGGCCGGCUGGAUAUACUCUUAUGACAUGAGGCCAUACCUCAGCCAAAUCACCGUCCCCUGCCACGUCAUCCACAGCUCCAAGGACGCGGUGGUGCCGGUGGAGGUGGCUGAGUACAUCCACCGGAGCCUGAGCGGGAGGUCGGUCUUGGAGUUGAUUCCAACAGAGGGUCACUUGCCGCAUCUCAGCUCCCCGGAGCUCACAAACCCAGUGCUGCUCCGCCAUAUACGGCAGGACAUCUAG
Striga hermonthica is the source of this 807-nucleotide messenger RNA. The record is from the annotation of a GenBank genome assembly. NCBI's taxonomy places the organism in Eukaryota, Viridiplantae, Streptophyta, Magnoliopsida, Lamiales, Orobanchaceae.